UCAAACUCAAUUUUUGUAUUUAAAGUAUUUCAAAUUUGGAACCAGGUUGGAGCUUGCACUUUACCCGACACUAGUUUAGCCCUUAGUUUCCCCAAUCGGCAAACCGCUUGUAAUAAGGGCAAACAUUUGACCAGAGGAAUGCAUAUUCAAAUCAAAUUCAAUGGAUUUGUUUGAAUAACACGACUUAAACAGCUUAAACCUUCCCUUUCCCGAGAAAGAUCACAGUUAUUCUUUUGAUUAUCGAUGGCGGUAAAUUCAACCCGAAUGCUAUAGAAAUCGAGAAUCUUCAAAGUGCUGAUCCCAUGGAGGAAGGUGAUAAAAGCACUGGUAUUGGUGGAGAAAUCUCUACGAGGGUUUCAGCGGGUUCAACAUCUUGGUUAUUUGCUAGCCGCCAAAGAUUCACCAUUGAACUCAGGCCUGGUGAAACCACGAUAGUUUCUUGGAAGAGGCUUAUCAAAGAUGCCCAGGACACGUCUCCUCAUUUGACUGCCCCAAACACUGAGGAUUCUCUGGAUGAAUGUUGUCGAGAUGACAAGUCAACAAGUAAACAAAAUGGAUUACUUGUAAAGUUUGACAAAUUGGAAUGCACAAAUGAAACAGUUUUGUCAGUGGCUCAACCAUCGAGAAAACGAAGUAAAAAUAUGGCUGAAGCUCAAGGAGAAAAAGAUGGUGAUCACGAACCUAGAGUCUCAAAUAAAGAUGUUUCUAUAUCUCCAUCAAAUUCAGAGGAUGUUGAUAAGUAUAGGAGAGUAACCGUCCACUCCAACAAUUUAGAGAAUAAUACAGACUCUCUAGCUACAAAUCAGAAGUAUGUGGAAAAAAAGCCUUGUAAAAAACUUGAGUCUCCUGUCAGAAAAUUGAUGAUUGAAAAUGACGUGGAAGGAAUUUCCACUAAGGUAGAGCAGAGGGAGGAAACAUGUGGUGAACUGCCAGAUCUUAAUCUUCCUGUUUAUCCAGUGCAGUCAGAGAAAAGUCUCUCUUUGCAGUCAAAAGAUGUUUCUAAUUUGAGGACAAAAGGAAUAAUGCUUGAAAGGGCAAUGAGAGAGUUGGAGAAAGUUGUUGCAGAAUCAAGACUAUCAACUAUGGAAGUUCAGGAUAUUGAUGCUUCAUCUACCACUAUCAAAAGAAGGUUGCCUUGUGAAGUGAAGCAGAAGCUUGCUAAAGUUGCUAGACUAGCACACUCAAGCCAAGGGAAAAUAUCCAAGGAGUUAAUUAACAAGCUUAUGAAUAUUCUUGGACAUUCGGUGCAAUUGAGAACAUUGAAGAGGAACUUAAAAGAGAUGAUUUUAAUGGGAAUCUCGGCAAAGCAAGAAAAAGCUUAUAGAUUUGAACAGAUCAAAUUGGAGGUCAUUGAAAUGAUCAAAUCGCAGGCAUCUAUGCUAGGAGAUGUACCAACUGGUGACAUACAAGAAGUGCUUGGUUAUGAAGAAAAAGUAGCCCUUAAAAAACAAUACAGCAUGGAUAACGUCAUUGAGGAUAAAAUUUGUGAUCUUUAUGACUUGUACACUCAGGGGAUAGACGAAGACAAAGGUACACAAAUCAGAAAGUUGUAUGUCGAGCUUGCAGAAUUGUGGCCAAAUGGGAUCAUGGACAAACAUGGUAUAAAAAGCGCAAUUUGUAGGGCAAAGGAACGUAGAAGGGCAUUGUGUGAACAUGAUAAGAGAGAACAGGAGAAAGAAGUCGGCACAGAAAACGAAGACCGGUGUUGUAAAAGCUUGUUCAGUUUCUCAAUUGCAGGCUGAGCAAGAGAAUCAAGCUUCUGCGUCUAGUGGUCACGUAUUAGCUUUGCCUUGUAUGACAAUUUAUUGUAAAGAAACCCUGGACCAGCACCUUGCUGCACCACUUGAAAGUUGCAGUGUGCCACCAAAUUCGAGUCUGGAUAUUUCUGAAAAAGAGAAGAAUGAGAAAAUGACUAUCCCAAUGCUGAAAAAGCAAAUGAAGCACAAGAAUAGAGUGAAGAAAUUAUCCAUGAAACUGGAAAAGGGAUCUCAUAAGUCUCAUAAGCAGGCUAUUAAACAUCCAGAUGGUGUGAGUCAUGAAUUGGCUGGCCCCCCAAGCUGUGGACAUCCUGUUUGAUUUGGCUAUUUUCAACUUAAAUUUCGCAACAUGGAGAGUGAGGCGAUGUAAAAUUGCAAAUUUGAAUGUAUAAUUUAAGGGGAUCAGCUGAAUUUUGGUAAAAAUAUAACGGAGGUUCCUGUAUUAAGAGCCAAAUUGUAUUUUACUUUUUUACUAAAAAAAUGAGCAACUUAAUUCUUGUAUAUUAGAUCAAGAGCAAAUUGAUUUUUUCUGUUAAAAAUUUUAUCUAUUUCUACUGUUAAAAAAUGGCGUUGCUGAUGUAAUAACUAAAUAGUUACAUAUGAUUUGCCACAUGUAUCUCAUGUUGAGGAUUAAUUUUUAGCAGUAGAUAUUAAUGAAAUUUUUAAUAGAAUGAUUAAUUUGCUCUUGGUUUAAUGUAUAAAAAUUAAUUUAUUUAUUUUUUGAGUAGAGAAAGUAAAAUGCAAUCUAACUUGUAGCCCAUUACCUCUAUGGUACUUUUACGCUGAAUUACAGUUUGUGAAGCUGUGUUUCUGCUGUUUUUGACUUGACAAUCAUUUCAUCAUGGAGAAGAUAAGUAGCAGCAUUAAAGCAGCAGGAGUAGUUUAGAGUUUUCCUGAUAAAAGAGCAGAAAGAAUGUUGUUGUAUUCUUAGAGAAAUAGGAAUUUCAGGUUUUUCGACAGACAUUAUAGCGUAUGAGGAUGGGUUCUUGAAUUUGUCACUAAUACUAGAUUAUUAUUAUUAUUAUUAUUAUUAUUAUUAUUUGUCCAAGCACUAAUAGUAGAUUAUUUAUCUUUCUAAAA
This is a messenger RNA of Gossypium arboreum, 2837 nucleotides long. RefSeq names its product ubinuclein-1-like. Gene Ontology annotation, cellular component: nucleus. The transcript has 12 exons. The coding region runs from base 303 to 1742 and encodes 479 amino acids. The record is from RefSeq and is a predicted model, not a curated record. NCBI's taxonomy places the organism in Eukaryota, Viridiplantae, Streptophyta, Magnoliopsida, Malvales, Malvaceae.